CUGAGGGUUGGAAUAUAAAUUCUCAUGGAAGAGAGAAGAACUCUUUCUUGUGUAUAGCACUUCUCAGCUUUCAAGAUUCCUCUGAAAAUUGCAAUUUGUUACUUCACAGACACAGAGUAGGGCUUGGGAAGCAUGGGGCAUUGAGGUGACUUAGUCCAACGGAGUUGGAACCAGUAGGAGAAUCCAGAUCUCAUGUAGGAAGCCCAGUGUUUUCUUGGCAAAUUACACAUCAAAUGUGGCCCUACUGAUGUUUUACAGGUGACAGGUACUAGAUGUCUGAAGAGAUGCAAAAUACCAUGGUGAAAAUAAGAAAGAAUUGAAAUGAGUACAGGGCAAAAGUUCCAAGGGCAUGCUGCACAGUGACGAUUUUGUUCUAAGAAAGUCAGAUCACAAGCCUUUCGUGAUUAAUGAGUAUCAUUCUUUAUCCCAGGAAGCUGUUGCUUACUGAAUGGAUGUCCUCAGGCCUCCCAACAAUGUGACAGAAUUUGUUCUCCUGGGACUCACACAGAAUCCACAUGUGCAGAAAAUCCUCUUUAUUGUCUUUCUGUUCAUUUUCCUCUUCACUGUGCUGGCCAACCUGCUCAUUGUCAUCACCAUCUCCCUCAGCCCCACGCUUUCUGCUCCCAUGUACUUCCUUCUCACUUACUUGGCCUUAUUAGAUGCCUCCUUCACAUCUGUCACCACCCCCAAACUGAUUGUUGACUUACUUCAUCAAAGAAGAACCAUCUCCUGGGGAGGAUGCAUGACUCAGGUCUUUUUAGAACACUUCCUGGCAGCAUCAGAGGUCAUCGUCCUCACGGUCAUGGCCUACGACCGCUAUGUGGCCAUCUGCAAGCCUCUGCACUACACGACCAUCAUGCGACAGGGGCUCUGCCAGCUCCUGGUGGUGGUGGCCUGGAUCGGGGGGAUCCUGCAUGCCACUGUGCAGAUUCUUUUCUUGAUGGACUUGACCUUCUGUGGUCCCAAUGUCAUUGACCACUUCACGUGUGAUUUCUUCUCACUGUUGGAACUUGCCUGCAGCGACACCUACAUACCUGGAAUCGUGGUGGCAGCCAACAGUGGGGGCAUGUGCUUGCUCAUUUUUUCCCUGCUGCUCAUCUCCUACAUAGCCAUCCUGAGCUCCCUGAAAUCCCAUGGCUCUGAAGGACGGCGGAAAGCCCUCUCUACAUGUGGCUCCCACUUUACAGUAGUGGUGCUCUUCUUUCUGCCUUCUGUGUUCACCUACACACGUCCUGUGGCCACGUACCCUGUGGACAAGUGGGUGACUGUGUUCUCUGCAAUCCUCAGUCCCAUGUUAAAUCCUAUCAUUUACACAGUGAGAAACGCAGAGGUGAAAAAUGCCAUGAGGGAUCUGAUGAAGAGAAGAGUAGUGUCGGUGUUCAGAAUGCCAAUAAAGUGGUGAUUUAUAUACAUAGGGACAAUUAAG
This is a messenger RNA of Odocoileus virginianus texanus, 1426 nucleotides long. RefSeq names its product olfactory receptor 4C3D-like. Gene Ontology annotation, molecular function: G protein-coupled receptor activity; olfactory receptor activity. Gene Ontology annotation, cellular component: plasma membrane. NCBI's taxonomy places the organism in Eukaryota, Metazoa, Chordata, Mammalia, Artiodactyla, Cervidae. Gene Ontology annotation, biological process: G protein-coupled receptor signaling pathway. The record is from RefSeq and is a predicted model, not a curated record.